Molecule: messenger RNA, 432 nt
Organism: Vigna umbellata (rice bean)
Lineage: Eukaryota; Viridiplantae; Streptophyta; Magnoliopsida; Fabales; Fabaceae
Source: RefSeq, a predicted model, not a curated record
AUGACUAAUUGUUUGAUGUUACAAGCCAAAGUUGAGGAAGAUCCACUAAGAGAGAAGGUUCUAAAGAGUGGUGAAUUUAAGUGUAAGACAUGUAACAAGCAGUUCCUUUCGUUUCAAGCCCUUGGAGGCCACCGAGCUAGCCACAAGAACCUAAACCGAAUGGCUUCAAACCUUUCGAGUUCGAUGGUGACGCCAAGAUUGCACCAAUGCUCAAUUUGUGGACUUGUGUUUGGUCUUGGACAAGCUUUGGGAGGACAUAUGAGAAAGCAUAGAGUUUCUUCAAAUGAUGCCUUGUCAACUAUUCAUGACCAAGAUUUGCCAGAAUCUAAUGUCACUAAAAAGCUUCGUUUGUGGUUGGACUUGAACUUGACACCGUACGAGAAUUAUCUUACCCUCAAUUCAAUGACACCUGUUUUACAUUUGUUCUUGUGA